GCUGGAUGUUCACUCGGUCGCUUCGUGAACGGAAACCGCGUAGUUUCUUUUUUCUUCACACCGGACUGUUUUUCGUUGUUAUAGCCGCAUCCAGUCGGACCACAUGUUAAUGAUUUCUGAGCAGUUCGGCCGGCCGGAGGUUCGUCUGAAAAGGUUAACGAGGCGGCGGCGCAUCUCCGCGUCCGGAACGAAGGAGUGACGAACCGGUUCAGAACCGAGUGAUACCCGGCUCACGAUACCUUUAAAACCAGAUCAGUCGAUAAACCUGAUUUAAAAAAAAAAAAAAAUUACAAUAAACAGUGCCGUCAGUCAUCAUUUUACACUACAGGAAUAUACAGUGUACAGAAUGAAUCACCUGUCACUGAGUGAGCUGUGCUGCCUGUUCUGUUGCCCGCCGUGCCCAAGCAGGAUCGCGUCCAAGCUGGCGUUCCUGCCCCCUGAGCCGACGUACACGCUGCUGAGCGACGAGAGCGGCACACGCUGGACACUGCACCUGUCUGAGCGUGCCGACUGGCAGUACUCUGCACGUGAGAAGGACUCCAUCGAGUGCUUUAUGACUCGCACAGUGCGCGGUAACCGCAUUGCCUGCAUGUUCGUCCGCUGUUCGCCGAGUGCCCGCUACACGCUGCUGUUCUCGCACGGUAAUGCUGUUGACCUUGGACAGAUGAGCAGCUUCUACGUGGGACUUGGCUCACGUAUCAACUGCAACAUCUUCUCCUACGACUACUCGGGCUACGGUGCCAGCUCAGGAAAACCGUCUGAGAAGAACCUAUAUGCUGACGUUGACGCAGCGUGGCACGCCCUCCGAACCAGGUAUGGUAUAAGGCCGGAGAACGUCAUAGUGUACGGACAGAGUAUCGGGACGGUGCCGUCUGUGGAUCUGGCCGCACGUUACGAGAGCGCCGCAGUCAUCCUGCACUCUCCACUCACCUCAGGCAUGCGGGUGGCCUUCCCUGACACCAAGAAGACCUACUGCUUCGACGCCUUCCCCAACAUCGACAAGAUCUCAAAGGUGACGUCCCCUGUGCUGGUGAUCCACGGCACGGAGGACGAGGUGAUCGACUUCUCGCACGGCCUGGCCCUGUACGAGCGCUGCCAGAGGCCCGUGGAGCCGCUGUGGGUGGAAGGUGCCGGGCACAAUGAUGUGGAGCUCUAUGGCCAGUACCUUGAGAGACUCAAGCAGUUCGUCAGCCAUGAGCUCGUCAACUUGUAGUACGGUGAUGAGCACUGGACAAAAAAAAAAAACACACAGCUGCCGACUGCACUUUGCGCACUGACUACUGGUAACUCCACGGCAGAGUUUAGCUUUUUUUCUUUCCCUCUCACUGUAAUACACAAAGCCACAGAGUGAUCCACACUGCCUUUGAGAGAGAGAAAGUGAGAGAGAGGGAGAGAGAGCGGUUAAGCAUCUGUACAAGAGUUCUAGGGAUGUGUGCGAGUGAGGGAGAUAAGUGCAGAUAAUUGUAUAUCUAAGAAUCCAGAACACACUAUUAUUCUCACAGACAGAUUAUCACUACCUCUGUGUUCGACUUGGGAGGAGGUGUAUUUUUGAGCAGCAUCAGUAGUGUGAGGCAUGUCCUGAUUAAAAAAAUGUAUAAAAAUAAUUCCAAUCAGAACACGUGGAGAAAACUGUUGGACAAAACUGUCACACGGCAGCUCCAGUUACAAGCUCCAGUCUUUUUAUGUAUUUUUUUUUUUUUUUUUUUUUUUUUGUGUGAAACUGUGAUGAAGCUUGGUCUUAGUGCUGGAGUACACACUGUCUUGAACAUUGUUUUCCUAACACACUUCAGCUAAUUAAUUGUGCGUUUGUGUGUGUGUGUGUGUGUGCGCGCGCGUUUGUAUUUGUGUGUGCGCGCGUUUGCGUGUGUGUGUGAGCGUUUGCAUGUGUGUGUGUGCGCGCGUUUGCGUGUGUGUGUGAGCGUUUGCAUGUGUGUGUGUGCGCGCGUUUGUGUGCGUUUGUGUUUUUUUGCGCUCGUUUGUGUGUGCGUGUGUUCGAGUGGGGGAAACUAAUAAGGUUUAGGUUUGGACACGUAUAAAACUCAUAACUGCUCUCCUUCUGUGUAAAACUCAAUGUGUACUACAGCUUAUAGUGUGUGUCUGUGUGUGCACGCCCGUUCAUGUAGGUGUAUUUCAUGUAGGUAUGUCUGCAUCUGUGAGUAUUGCGCAAACUGGGCGCACACUCAGGUUGAUUUUUGAUACAGGACGCUGCACGAUUUGAUUGACAUUUAGAAAUUUGUGUGCACUGAAUAAUGUAAAACAGGUUAAUGUUUCGAAACUGUGAACGCUGCACAUUUGGUUUGAUUUUCUGGAUCAGUGAAGGCCGCACAUUCAGUUGGAAACUUUGCAGGGUCUGUGAGAUGUUUUUUGAUCCAUUAAACGUUGUACCAUCCGUGUAAUGUUUUUUGAUUUGCUGAACUCUCUACACUCAGUGUAAGGAUAUGGAUCAGUGAACACUCCGCAAUCAGUGGAGGUUUUGAGUCUGUGAAUGCUGCACGUACGAACAGAAACAAACACUCGUUAGCAUGAAGAGUAGACAAAUGUAGGAUGAACAAAUUCAGACUCGCAACCUGCUUUAAGCUGAUGAUGUUGAUUGAGUUAUCAGAUCAUUAUCUUAAGCGUGUUUUGUGCAGUCUGAGCAUUUUAUAGGGCUUUAUUUUACCAAGAUAAAUCGCACUGUUGAAUAAGUCUCCUAAAUCUUCUCAGCCACUUUUGAGUUACCGCCGUACGUGAUAACCUUCUCUCAUGUGUCAGCUGUGGUUCUGUUUGAAGGUAGGAGAUUCCACAGGAUUCUGGUUGGCUCAUGCUGUGGAGUUUCCAUGGUUACAGCGCGUGUAGCUUCACCGGCUGGCGUCGCGUGUAGCUUCACCGGCUGAUCACAUCUGAAGCUGUCUAGAUGAAAUAUUGAUUACUCCUGAUGACUGUUUGUAAAUAUCUUUGGUUUGUAUGAUUAUUUUUUUAAAUUGGUAAUAAUGCAGAUUAUUAAUACUAUUAGGACUUGAAAUGAUAAAUAAUAAUAUUAUUAUCGCAGCCGUUUUGUUAGGAUGGACGCAAACUUUUUUUUUUUUCUUUUUCUUUUUUAAGACAAAUUUCUGUUCUGGAAGGAAACUUGUCUUGUAUGUGCCGAUGCGCUGAGCAAUAGUUCUAAUAACAGAUAACCUAAUAAAAUGUAAGAAUUAA
Messenger RNA from Tachysurus fulvidraco (yellow catfish), 3177 nucleotides. It is a transcript of the gene abhd17b, whose product is annotated as abhydrolase domain containing 17B, depalmitoylase. Bases 347 to 1213 code for a protein of 288 amino acids. Gene Ontology annotation, biological process: protein depalmitoylation. Gene Ontology annotation, molecular function: palmitoyl-(protein) hydrolase activity. Gene Ontology annotation, cellular component: endosome membrane; plasma membrane. The transcript has 4 exons. The record is from RefSeq and is a predicted model, not a curated record. Lineage: Eukaryota; Metazoa; Chordata; Actinopteri; Siluriformes; Bagridae.